Drosophila navojoa is the source of this 4365-nucleotide messenger RNA. RefSeq lists its product as uncharacterized. The record is from RefSeq and is a predicted model, not a curated record. Lineage: Eukaryota; Metazoa; Arthropoda; Insecta; Diptera; Drosophilidae. Gene Ontology annotation, cellular component: nucleus.
AUUUUAAUUUGCAAGCUGAGGCCAGCAUACCGGAGGACAUAUUUGACCAACAUGAUGCCGACAUUGGUGAAGAUGCGGCUGCCCAGAUGCAAUAUGCUGAGCCUGCGGAUGACGAGGCUGACGAGUACGAGGCAGCGGAUAUUAUACUUGAAUCUCAAAGGCCCACUUCAAGGAAUUUCACUGUUUACCUAGCCAAAGAUGGCAAGACAGUCAAGAAAAAAUACCAUAACAACAACAACAACAAUAAAAACCACUACAGCUACAAAUUGAAAAACAAUAAGGAGAGCUUGCCGGCGAAGAGAGUUGCCAAUGAAGAGGAAGCAGCUACAAAAUCCACUUCCGGUGACGACAACGACAGUGCCAAGGACAACAACGGCAAGAGGAACGAUGAAGUCGACAGCGACAACGAGCGGAAUGGGAAUGGGAAUGGCUAUGGCUAUGGCUAUGGGUAUAGCAAUGGCAAUGGCUACGGGGAUGAGGACACGGGCGAGGACAAUGCAGAGGAUGGGAAGCCGAACGCGAACUUUGACAGCAAAAGUUUUGCGUAUAAAAAAUUUAAGAACAUGCACGAACAGCAAAAUCAACAGAGCCAAAAGGAGCAACAGCAGCAGACGAAGCAGCAGCAGCAGCAGCAGCAGCAGGCAAAUGCCAAUGGACCGGCCCGCCAGCAGGAGCAGCAGGAGAGGCAAUGGCAACGUGAGCAGCAGCAGCCGGCUGUGGAGCAGCUGUUUGAUUCUAUUGAAAUAUUAAAUGAACGAAAAUUUAAUAAAGCGCCCGGCCAAUCAACGUUGCUAGCCGCAGAGGAGGAUGUCGCCGGCGAGGACAUUAUGGCAAUCGGCGAUAUUGAGGACAAUUUUGGUAAUGAUAAAGUAUUGGCGGAAAACAUUAAGUCCGCAAUUGACAAUGAUGAAUCAGCGGUGUCCAAGGAGAUGAUAAUGUCGCCGGCAGAGACCAGCACCACAGCCACGCCCUCCACCAGCGCCAGCGCCAGCACCAGCACCACCCCAACCACCAGCAGCACCAGCACCACACCGGCGACAACAACAACAACAACAACAGCCCAGGCAGCACCCUCUGGCAGCUCCAGUCGGCACGAUCUGCUGGCGCCCAUUGGCCGCAAGCCGAAGCGACAUGGCAAUGGCCACAGCGCCAUGUCCUGGCCCGGCAGCAGGAGCUACGAGAAGAAGAGUUACGGCAUAGGCCGCAUUCAUGCCGCCGACUUUGAGCUAAACGCCGAGGAUGUAGGCGAGCUGCACUACUACGACGGGGAGCAGCAUUCGCGUGGCACUGAGGACGGUGCUGGUAAAGCGCCGGCCAAUUACUUGAGCAGCUAUUUGGGCCAUAUAAUAAAUGAAACCAAGCAAGAGCCGCAGGGGGAGCAGAGGACGUCGCAACUGGAAUUGGAGUCUACAUUGCGUUAUCAUCCGGAUGCUACGACAGCGUCGCCGUCGGCCUUUGAGCGCUUCAAGGCGCUGCGGCGCAGCAGUCGCCGGAACGGUCACAAGAGCCACAAGAAGCGCUACAAGGACUAUCUGAAGCACAGCAGCGCGCUGUCGGCCAAGCAGCGCAAGGAUCGGGAGCAGCACGCGCAGAAGUGGCAGCAGCAACGGCAGCUGGCUGAAAAGCAGGAGCGAGAGCAGGAAAAGGAAAGCGAACGGGAACAGCAGAAGCAGCAGCAGCGGGAGCAGCAGCAGGAGCAGGAGAAGCAGCGCGAACGAACUGAACAGGAGGCACACGCCCAUGCAUCGCCAAUCUUUGCUCUGGGCGUGCGGCCGCAGCGCAACACACCGAAACCGUUUUAUGAGGGCCAAGUGAACUACUACGACCAUCAGGAGGAGCAGCCGCUGCAGCCCCUGGGCACACAUCACACCGAAAUGGAGCGUCUGAUUGCCAGCGAUAAUGACAAUUGGUAUCGCCGCAUCAGUCCAGUGCUGCGCAACGGCAUCAAAAGCACUGAGAUGCAUAAGCAGCACCAUCAGCAGCAGCAGCAGCAUCAGGCCAACCAUCAUCAUCAUCUGAAGCAUCAUUAUCAUCAGCACCAUCAUCAUAAGCAUGCACGCCAACGUUUACCGAAUCCGUAUCAGCGCAAGGCCCCGGCUCAGCUAGCGACGGCGCCGACAACGCCGCAGCCGCCGCUGCCGCCGCCAAAGCCGCAGUUGGGCCACCAGAUCACCGAGCUGGAGCAACUGGAGCGCUACUAUGCCAAGUGGCCGCAUCUAGCGCGCGUUCAGUUCCAGGUGUACGACGAGCACUACCGCGAGGCUCACCCGGAGCUCUAUGGGGACUACGAUGCGGACGACGAUUACGAGACGGCUGCCGAGCUGGAGGAGGCGCAGCAGGAUCAUGGCGCGGAGGCCAAUCUGCCGCCGUACAUCAAGAAGUACAACCGACGCAACAAGCAGCUGCUGAACCUGCUCGAGGGCACGCUGCCGCCACCGACGGCCACACCGUUCCCGGGCAUCUGGAGCGGCUCACAGCUGCAGCCGGGCCCGCAUGAGUCGGCGCCCAUACGAGUGGACGACGAGUACGUGAAGCAGAAGCGACGUCGCUAUCAGCAGCGCUACGAGGACAUCUUUGCCCAGCAGCACAGCAGCGGCAGCUCCACCACAACUCCAGCCACGCUGUCCAGCAGCCCGGCGUCGCAGCUUAACCAGCUGCCCGAGGAGGACAAGCAAUUGGAUGAGCAUCAGCUGUCGGCUGCCGUUGAUUUCUGGCAGAGGGAAAUCGAAACAAAGGCCGGGCCCAAGUCGCCGUCGCCGCACACGUCCACCUCGAAGCCGGCCCUGUACAAGCUACCACUGUACCCGGCCAUCGCGGGCAGCUUCCUGGGCACGCCGCGCAGUCGCAGCGCCCAGUUCGUGGCGAAUGUGUCGGGCCGCGGGCAAGGCAGCUGGCAUCCUGCUCCUGCAGCAGCUCCGGUCGGUGCUAACAGCCACGUGGAUGCCCAUAAUGCGACAGCUUCACCGUUUUCGCCACUCAACUCGUUUGUCUAUCAUCGCGUGGUCGAUGGCAUUGGGGCCGCCUCCUCCUCCUCGCUCUCCUCGUCCUCGCUCAGCCGCAAGCAGCGUCUGCCCUUUGUGGCCAUCACGGAUCGGCGGCUGGAGAGCGUCGGCGCGCACAAGUUGAACGGGGAGCAGCACAAGGAGCUCGAGCAGAAUCACUUUCCAAUGCCUUAAGCCGCUCCAGCAACACGAUUACGAUUAAGAAGAAGAAGGAGAAGACGAUAAGCAAAAAACAAAGAAGAAAUACAGAUGAUGGACAACUAGUUCGACCCCAAGCGAAGCGCAUAGAAUUGGAAUCGAAUUCAAUUAAGUUCUUGUACAAGCAUAUCAAAUUUAAGAGUGGACGAGGAGGAAGGGAAUCGGGUAGAAUGGAUUUAAAAAGAUGAUAUCUAGAAUUAAGGACGGAAUGAAGAGAGAAGACAAAGAAGAAAACAGAAGCAAUUCAGACCGAUGAAUGCGACAGAACGGCAGCAGUGUAUAAAGAUAUCGGUAAUCGGGCGCAAUUAAUCGAUAACAAUCGAAUUCGCACGUAUUUCAACGUUACGUUUCGACGUGGUUCCAAACGGUUAUCCAUUGCUUACCAAACCUAAGCCUAGACAUCAAUUUGAGUAGUUGCUUUCGAACCAAAGUCUUAAGUUUCGAGCUAUGAGAAAAGAGCACUAGCUGUAAUUGGUUGUCUUUUUUUUUGUUAAUUUUAAUUUGUAUUUUUUUUAUAAGUACUCUUGCAUAUUAAACAUAAACGGCAAACGUUAUAGGCAAUUAAAAAAUAAAUAAAAUAAAAUAAUAAUAAUAAUAAUAAUAUAAAAAAAAAAUAUUGAAAAAAAAAAUGGAUAUAUAAGCUAAGAUUUUUUUUUGUGUAUGAUAGUAACUGACACAAACUACCAGAAGAAUCUCCACAGUAGAGACGCAAUUACCCCACACACACACAUACACACACACAGUGAAAUAACUGUAGUCAUAAUAUAUAUAAACUUAAAGAGCCUGAAUGUAUGCAACACAAUUUAUUCGUUUGACAAAAUAAAUUGAGAAAAAAAUGAGCGAAAACAUAUACAUGUAAUACUCAUAAUGCCCGACACUAAUCUGAUUUUGUAAUUUGGCUUUGAUUGUAGCGUGAAUAAAAUUGCUUUUUUAUCCAGCAACUAAAACUUGUUUCAACAGUUCGAACAUUUUUCAGUGCACGCAGCAUCAAAUAGGUUUCAAAAUUAAUUCAAAAGCAAAGAAACAUCAAAAGAAAAAAAAAAUUUCAAAAAAUAAAAAAAUAAAAUAUACUAAAAAAAAAAAAAAAACAAUUUAAGAAAGGCAUAUAUUUAAUCACUAAUGUUGUAUUGAAUGUACAUAGUAUAUGUAUUGUAGAAUCACAAAA